AUGGGGCUCUCAGGACUUCUGUCAAUACUGGUACCGUUCAUCCUCCUGGGGGGUGUCCAGGAACCUGGGCUGGUUGAGGGGUUCUUCAGUAAGUAUUGGGGACUCAGUCCUCCCAGUGGAGAAAUGGAACUCAGCUGGGAGGAAGGAACAAAGAAUUCUACCCCUGAGAAAUGCUUUCCCCCACCUCAGCCUGGGAUCUUGGGCAGGAUAGAGGGGAGAUAUUUGGAGUUUUCUUUUCAGGUAAGAUGUCUCCGGGAAUGCAGGAAACAGUCCAUGCAUCCAGACACGUGUCCCAAAAUCAAAGUACAUUGUGAUGCGAACGAAAUAAACCAAUGUCUAAAGAGCAGACAGUGCCCAGAGAAGAUGAAGUGUUGCAACUUUAACUGUGCAAGGAAAUGUUUAAACCUCAAACAAGACAUAUGCAGUUUGCCAAAGGUAGUUGGCCCCUGCCUGGCCUUCUUUCCACGCUGGUGGUAUGAUGAGGAAACUCAGGCAUGCUCCAAAUUCAUCUAUGGUGGUUGCCUAGGGAACAACAACAACUUCCAAUCUGAAUCUAUCUGCAAGACCAUCUGCAAAAAAAAGAAAGUAAGUCCCACGGGUCCCAUUUCCCAUGCUCACCUGGGCUACCCUGGGAGGUGA
Messenger RNA from Myotis brandtii (Brandt's bat), 639 nucleotides. RefSeq names its product eppin-like. NCBI's taxonomy places the organism in Eukaryota, Metazoa, Chordata, Mammalia, Chiroptera, Vespertilionidae. Bases 1 to 639 code for a protein of 212 amino acids. Gene Ontology annotation, cellular component: extracellular region. Gene Ontology annotation, molecular function: serine-type endopeptidase inhibitor activity. Gene Ontology annotation, biological process: negative regulation of peptidase activity. The record is from RefSeq and is a predicted model, not a curated record. The transcript is spliced from 5 exons.